UCGAAGCCGAGACUUCGCUCGUGCAGCUUCUCUAUCUCUCUCUCUCUCUUCCUUUUCUCUUAAAACACCAAUCACAUUAUUUGCUCACAUUCAUAUUAUUUGUCAUUUUAUUCGUCCGUACGGUUCAUUCGGAAAAGAAGGAAAGGAAAGGAAGGGAUAUCAACGUCAAACAUUCGGAUUGACAAUUGCUUUUUUUCGUUGAUCAGAAGUUUUACAACGAUACAAUUGUUUCCUGGGAAAAAAUCAUCCCCCUAACACCGUGCGGUGGUUUUAACCACGUGGAAAGGACGCGUGGCUUUUCUUAAAAGGAUUUCUAUUGGAAGAACCUUAUAUACUGUAUAAAUAUCAAAAAGGAUAAAAUCAACGAUAAGAAAUAGAUGAAGAUAUAUUUGGAUUGAUUUCAAAAGUUAUAUCAAGAUUUGAAAUUAACAUAGAAAAAAGUUCACUUGUUCAUGUAGAACCUUCAAACGUGGGAUCGCAAUGAUGAAUCGUCGACGAUCUAUCUUGUUUAUCUUGCAGAUGCUGUUAUCAGCAGUUUGUCACGGUAUACAGCAAUUCGAGGAAACGCCGCAGUACACGGAAGUUAAUCCCGGUCAGGAUGCAAAGUUGAUAUGUCGUGUGCUCGGUAAAAGGGGUCAGUGCAUUUGGCAAAAGGAUCAAAAGCCAAUCGGAAUGCAUUUAAAAAAGUACGAGUGGGUCGGUUCACCGGACAUGGGAGAUUGCUCGCUUUGGGUCAGAUCGGCCAUUUUGGAAUUCGAUGACGGUUUAUGGCAGUGCCAAGUUACUGCAAGUGAUUUUACAACGCAAGACGCACUAGCAUCGGAACAAGCUAGGCUGGUCGUCAGGGUCAGCCCUCAGCGACCGCAGAUAGAGUACGACAACCAUCCUAUUUUACCUGGCAGCAACGUGACAGCCCGAGCAGGUGAGAUCGCUACGCUCACUUGCAGAGCGCGGUAUGGGAAUCCUCCGCCUCUAAUUAAAUGGUACGUCGGCGAAACGGAGAUCAGGACGCUUAGGCCUCAGGUAAACUCGACUGAACUAGAUAAUCCUCGUACUUGGGAGACCUACAGUGUUUGCGAGAUUUUGGCGGAGAGGUCACGUUACGGUGCGGCCAUCCGAUGUGUCGCCAUUCAUCCUGCUUAUGCCAAUCCCACGAUGUCAUCAAACACCGAAGUGAGGUUCGAUGUCAAAUAUGCACCAGAAACUAGGGUUGUUGGUGUACCACAUGGCCAAUUGGAAGAAGGACGAGAUAAAUUGGAAAUAAGGUGUUUGGCUGACGCUAAUCCACCAGCAUCGAUCAUUUGGAGGCGUACGAAGACACUAGGUGUCACUGAUAUCGCAAGCAUCGGGGAAACCCUAAUGUUUUCACCGGUUUAUAGAAACCAUGCGGCUGAAUACAUCUGCGAGGCAACCAACACCGAGGGUGAAAGUAGUCCGGUUAUGGUUCAAGUUUCCGUAAAUUAUCCACCAACUAUCAUCUCGGUCGGACCUGAAUUGUUGACUACGGCACUGCUUUACUCCGGUGCGUCGUUCGAGUGUCACGCCGACUCAAUGCCACCGGCUGAUUAUAGAUGGGCUCAAAUCUUUCCUGACAAUCGAAUACCAGUGGAAUGUGGAACAGGUCAAAGAUUGAUCCUGACGAACGUGACUUACGAGCAACAAGGCCAGUACAUAUGUCUAGCAUCGAACAAGAUCAAUGGACAAGUCAGGGAGGUUAAAAGCGACCCCGUGUUUUUGCAAGUGGUCGGCGCACCAAGGGUGGUGAAGCCAACGAUGACGGAAAAAUUGAUCGUAGCAGCUACGGAAGGUAGUUCAGCAAGAUUAGAAAUCAGACUCUGUUCAAAUCCAAAACCACGUCUUGUUGUAUGGGAAUGGGGCAGCAUCAAACUUUACGCAGGUGAUGUUUUAGAAUCUCGUUAUCGUGCACUGGAUUUAGAACCUUUGGCAUCAGCAGACUGUUACGUAGCAAUUUUGGAACUUACCAGUACUGUAAAAGAGGAUCAAAGAAUAUAUACUGUUGUCGUAGAGAAUGAUCGUGGAAGCGACCGCAGAAGUUUAAUGUUAAGGGUCGACGAACCAAGCCAGUACUAAAGCAUCCAACACGCUAAUAGAGGAUCCACGUUUGACCGUUGAUACAAUGGAACGUAACAGUGGUCAACAAUUUGUUCCUGAGAAACGAACAAAUCACGUUUUAAAGCCUGUACCUUCGCAACAAUAUCCGCAAGAGUGUUACCAACAGGAUCCGCAACAUCCACAACAACAUUAUGAGAGGCACCGUCAUCAUAUUCAACCACACGGACCACAAUAUUUACAGGGGGAGCAGCUGUUUCUCAAACCAGAUCGUUUAGCGACGUUGAAGCAUCCUAGCAAGAUCGACAAGCCACCGCAGUAUACCACAUUCAAGCCGGGUAACUGAAGAACAUAAAUGCGCCCGUCCCCCUUCUUCUCAUUUUCUUGUUCUUUUUUCUUGUAUUUAUUUAUUUAUUUAUAAGAAUAAG
This is a messenger RNA of Polistes dominula (European paper wasp), 2498 nucleotides long. RefSeq names its product synaptogenesis protein syg-1. The record is from RefSeq and is a predicted model, not a curated record. NCBI's taxonomy places the organism in Eukaryota, Metazoa, Arthropoda, Insecta, Hymenoptera, Vespidae. Gene Ontology annotation, biological process: cell-cell adhesion. Gene Ontology annotation, molecular function: cell adhesion molecule binding. Gene Ontology annotation, cellular component: cell-cell junction; plasma membrane.